UGAACGAGCACCGCGAUUCGCGCAUAACACCAAUCGCUAUUUAAUUUAUUCAGUACAUACAUACGUAUGUGGCUAUGUAUGUACACACAAUCGUAUAUGUAUAGUACCUCAUAUAUAGCUGCUCGAUUAAACUAAUCACAAGAGACGAAAUAUAGUAAUAACCGCAUAACCAACAAAACACAUUAAUUGAAAAGUGAAUUUAAUUUUGUCACGAAAUGUCGCGAAUUUUGUACGCUUUGGUGGCCAUUCUGGGGCUGACCGCUCUCGUGGAGAUUUGCGGUAGCUGUAGCCUUAUUCGGGACCACAUACGCAGUGAAGCGAAUCAGGCUCUGGUUGAGAGCUACAAUCAACCACAGCGAUCACAGAAUGAUGCUGCAGCACCACCGCCUGUUUUCGCACCGCUGCCACCAUCAGCUGCUCCUGCCCCUGCCCCUGAACCUCAGGCGAUAACUGCUGCUGGCUUCGGCCUCGGUCUCGGCACUGAUAACGUCGAUCUGCGGGCUUCGGACGCGAUCGCACGCAAUGUUUUAAAUUUCGCCAACUCACUGGGCCAACAUUUGAGCACCACAUAUAGGAAGACCGAGGUGUUCUCCCCCCUCAGUGUGAUGUCUGCCCUGGCCCUACUACUCGCUGGCUCGAAUGGUAAAAGCUAUGAGCAGCUUUCGCAAGUGUUUGGACUUAACGAUCAGGAGCUGCAAUCCAAUUCCACCAAGCUGCAUGAGCAAUUCGGCUUGCUACUCAAGGAUGUGCAGCAACCGACCCUGGAAAUGGUUUCGCCUCAGCGACGUCUAGACCCCUGGCGUUACACCAAGGCCGGCAAUAUGCGCAGCAAUCGACGCUCUGCGAAUCGGCCCUCCGGUCAUGCCAUCCAUUUGGCCAAUGGCUUGUUCACACAGUUGGGCUACACCCUGAAUCCGGACUACAGAAAUGUCAUUACAAAUAUAUACCGCUCGGAACUGCAGCCGUUGGACUUCCAGACCAAGCCUGCACAGUCACGCCUCAUCAUCAACGAUUGGGUGGAGCAGAAGACCUUGGGCAAGAUCCCGAAUAUCAUUGCCAGUGAAGUGUCUCAAGCCACACGUGUGAUCAUGGCCAAUGCAUUGUAUUUUAAGGGCUUCUGGGAGCAGGAUUUCAUUGACUCAGCCACCAAGCUGGACAACUUCUAUCCGAAUGGCGAGUCGGAGGCGCCGGUGCGCGUCCAACUGAUGGGCACUGGUGGCACCUUCCCCUACUAUGAAGAUCCCCAACUGAAUUGCCGCAUUAUUGGAAUGCCCUAUCGUGGGAAUCUUAGUACCAUGUACGUCAUACAGCCACAUCAGUCGACCGCGUCACGUCUUCAGCAGUUGCAACAGAAUUUGAAUGCAGACAGAAUUGAGGAAAUGAUCUCGAAAAUGACCAGACGCUCGGCUCUAUUGGCAUUCCCUAAAAUGCACAUAGUCGAGUCCAUCAAUAUGAAGGAAUUGCUUAGGCGCAUGGGCAUCUCCAGUAUUUUCAGUGAGUUGGAAAGCGACUUGUCGCUGAUUGCAGAGCCGGCGUCCAGGCCUGGUCAGAGCGACGGCACAGAUCGUCCAUUUGUGUUCUCCCCACGUAGCAGCUUCGGCAAGAGCGCAGACAGCCUGCAAAACCUUGAUGACCAGCGAUCAGUGACACGCCAAAAUAGUGUACGCCAGUCGAAUAUGUUCGUCGACGAAAUUGUACACAAGGUUGACUUUGAGGUCAACGAACAGGGCACUGAGGCAGCCGCCGCUACAAUCACAUACCUGAACAAAUCUGGGCCGGAUGUGCUUUUCCGCGCCGAUGCUCCAUUUAUAUUGCUACUACGCCAUGAUGCCACAAAACUUGUGCUCUUCUAUGGCAUCAUCAAUGAGCCGCCAGUGUCUAAAUAAGCAUUAAGACUUAGCUACUAAGAUAUGUAUGUAGUACGUUUCGUUGACAUUUAAGUGAUUAAGUCUUGAGGACUUUACUCUAAAAUAUAUAAUAAAUUAAUCUUAAAUUAAA
Scaptodrosophila lebanonensis is the source of this 1998-nucleotide messenger RNA. It is a transcript of the gene Spn28Dc, whose product is annotated as serine protease inhibitor 28Dc. NCBI's taxonomy places the organism in Eukaryota, Metazoa, Arthropoda, Insecta, Diptera, Drosophilidae. The coding region runs from base 216 to 1886 and encodes 556 amino acids. The transcript is spliced from 2 exons. Gene Ontology annotation, molecular function: serine-type endopeptidase inhibitor activity. The record is from RefSeq and is a predicted model, not a curated record.